Messenger RNA from Eucalyptus grandis, 1455 nucleotides. RefSeq names its product inositol oxygenase 1. The transcript is spliced from 11 exons. Gene Ontology annotation, molecular function: iron ion binding; inositol oxygenase activity. Gene Ontology annotation, biological process: inositol catabolic process. The coding region runs from base 351 to 1265 and encodes 304 amino acids. NCBI's taxonomy places the organism in Eukaryota, Viridiplantae, Streptophyta, Magnoliopsida, Myrtales, Myrtaceae. The record is from RefSeq and is a predicted model, not a curated record. Gene Ontology annotation, cellular component: cytoplasm.
CUCUCUCUCUCUCCCCACAAAGAAAGUUGGUAAUUCUUGGUUCAGUUUCCUCACCGAGAAAAUGGGAUUGCAACUUGGGACGUUGCAAAACGAGGAAUGUCAACAAGUUCCGUUUUUUGAGUGGGUUUUCAGAGAAGGACUCGGAGAGUGAGAGAAGAUACUUUUUUUCAUGCCAAGGACUCCGACACUGAGAAUUCUCAGGCGAGGACUCUCCGGCCACCUAUAAAUUGAACCCUCCUCGCCUCCUCCAAAAUGCAAGCAACUCAAGCUGAAAUCCGUCUCUUCUCUCGUGUUCUUGUUCUUGUUCUUGUUCUUGAUCUUUGUUUCGUUUGGUUCGAGUUCGAUCGAGGAUGACGGUCAUCGUUGAGCAGCCCGAGCUUGAAGUGGAGGUUGUGGAGAAGAAGGAUGAUGUGGAAGAGAAUGAACUGUUGUUGGAUGGCGGGUUUGUGGUGCCGGAGACUAAUUCAUUCGGCCAAACUUUCAGGGACUACAAUGCAGAAAGUGAGCGGCAGUCGAGCGUGGAGCAGUUCUACCGGACCAAUCACAUCAACCAAACCUAUGACUUCGUCAAGAAAAUGAGACAAGAGUAUGGCGUGCUGAACAGGGUGGAGAUGAGCAUAUGGGAAUGUUGUGAACUUCUCAAUGAGUUUGUCGAUGAGAGUGACCCGGACUUGGACGAACCUCAAAUUGAGCAUCUGCUGCAGACAGCUGAAGCCAUCAGGAAGGAUUAUCCUAAUGAGGAUUGGCUUCACCUGACUGGCCUCAUUCAUGAUCUUGGCAAGGUUCUUCUUCAUCCUAGCUUCGGAGCUCUUCCUCAAUGGGCUGUCGUAGGCGAUACAUUCCCUGUUGGGUGUGCUUUCGAUGAAUCAGUCGUCCAUCACAAGUAUUUCAAGGAGAACCCUGACUACGACAAUCCUGCCUAUAACACCAAAUUCGGCGUAUAUUCAGAAGGCUGUGGACUCAACAAUGUGUUGAUGUCUUGGGGGCACGAUGAUUAUAUGUACUUGGUGGCUAAGGAGAACAAGAGUACACUGCCUUCAGCAGGCCUUUUCAUCAUCAGAUACCACUCGUUCUAUGCUUUACACAGAGCUGGAGCAUAUGAGCACCUGAUGAACGAAGAAGAUGUUGAGAAUCUGAAGUGGCUCAAGAUAUUCAACAAAUACGACCUCUACAGCAAGAGCAAGGUUCGGAUUGAUGUCGAGGAGGUCAAGCCAUACUACCUGUCCUUGAUCAAGAAGUAUUUCCCUGAGAAGCUCAAGUGGUGAAGCCUUGAUGGGGGAGCACCAGCGUGGAAAAGGGUCUUGGAAGAGAAAUUGGGGCUUCUAGUGUAGAUUUAGCUUUUCGUUCAGGUGUUCAAAUGAUGUUCCCAUCAUCUUUGCUUGUUAAGUUUUAUUUCAUGGGCUGUGUUCUGAACUUAGUGUUCGUGGCAAUAAAAUGCAAUAUCGCUUCCCUUUU